AUGUCAACAAAUUCUAUCAAGCUACUCGCAAGUGACGUUCAUCGUGGCCUUGCGGAGUUGGUCUCCAAAAGAUUGGGUCUCCAAAUCACCCCCAGUGAAUUGAAACGAGAAUCGACGGGAGAGGUUCAGUUCUCCAUUGGAGAGUCUGUGAGAGAUGAAGACAUAUUUAUUAUUUGCCAGAUUGGGUCUGGAGUAGUCAAUGAUCGUGUCAUAGAAUUGAUGAUCAUGAUCAACGCCUGUAAGACUGCCAGUGCAAGGAGAAUCACAGUCAUACUUCCCAACUUCCCUUACGCUAGACAGGAUAGGAAAGACAAGUCGCGUGCGCCAAUCACUGCAAAAUUGAUGGCAGACAUGCUAACCACAGCAGGAUGUGACCAUGUCAUUACGAUGGACUUGCACGCGUCGCAAAUCCAAGGCUUCUUUGAUGUCCCUGUGGAUAAUUUGUACGCUGAGCCUAGUGUAGUUAGGUAUAUCAAGGAGACAAUUGACUACAAAGACGCCAUAAUAAUCUCCCCAGAUGCCGGUGGUGCCAAGAGAGCGGCAGCUUUGGCUGAUAGACUUGAUUUGAAUUUUGCUUUGAUUCAUAAAGAGAGAGCUAGGGCAAACGAAGUUUCUCGUAUGGUUUUGGUGGGGGACGUGACAAACAAAAUUUGUGUUAUUGUUGAUGAUAUGGCUGAUACGUGUGGUACUUUGGCCAAGGCUGCGGAAGUGUUGCUAGAUAAUAACGCAAAGGAAGUCAUAGCCAUCGUGACACACGGUAUUUUAUCAGGUAAUGCUAUUAAAAACAUCAAUAACUCCAAGUUGAAAAAAGUUGUUUGUACCAACACAGUUCCAUUUGAAGAAAAGUUGAAGUUGUCCAACAAGUUGGACACCAUUGAUGUUUCUGCCGUUAUUGCAGAAGCAAUCAGAAGACUACACAAUGGUGAGAGCAUUUCCUAUUUAUUCAAGAAUGCUCCGUUGUAA
Messenger RNA from Lodderomyces theae, 963 nucleotides. RefSeq names its product ribose phosphate diphosphokinase subunit (gene PRS1). The coding region runs from base 1 to 963 and encodes 320 amino acids. Gene Ontology annotation, molecular function: ribose phosphate diphosphokinase activity; magnesium ion binding. Gene Ontology annotation, biological process: ribonucleoside monophosphate biosynthetic process; 5-phosphoribose 1-diphosphate biosynthetic process; purine nucleotide biosynthetic process. The transcript has a single exon. The record is from RefSeq and is a predicted model, not a curated record. Gene Ontology annotation, cellular component: ribose phosphate diphosphokinase complex; cytoplasm. Lineage: Eukaryota; Fungi; Ascomycota; Pichiomycetes; Serinales; Debaryomycetaceae.